Purpureocillium takamizusanense is the source of this 2029-nucleotide messenger RNA. RefSeq lists its product as uncharacterized. Gene Ontology annotation, cellular component: nuclear pore; cytoplasm. The transcript is spliced from 4 exons. Gene Ontology annotation, biological process: intracellular transport. The record is from RefSeq and is a predicted model, not a curated record. Bases 280 to 1740 code for a protein of 486 amino acids. Gene Ontology annotation, molecular function: GTPase activator activity. NCBI's taxonomy places the organism in Eukaryota, Fungi, Ascomycota, Sordariomycetes, Hypocreales, Ophiocordycipitaceae.
CCUCGCCCAUCCCCAAGGGAGCACGCGCUGCUGACCACGGGAACGCGACAUUGAUACAGCGCCGACCGCAUCAUCCCCGUGACGAGCGACGUGCGCGAGGCGUCGUCUUCCUAUUCUUACUCCAUUAGGCUGCUGAGUCCCGCAUCGUCGUCGCCCAAGAUACUCAGCGAUUGCCUCGACCCCUUCGAAGCCAAGACAAUACCCAAGCCCCAACUGGCCCUGGCGGCUACACGACCAACGCCGCACUUCUCCCUCUGCCCCGCGCUGGCGUGAAGCAUCAUGGCAGACGACAGCCAAGGGGCCAGCCCCAAGAACGAACCGGCGCACGUCGAGUCUAGCGAAGAUGCAGAGACCCGCGCCGCCCGCCGAGAGCUGAAGCAAUCUUCCAUCUCGGACCCCCCGCCUGAGGAUGCCGCUGACUCGGGCCAUGAGUCUGCUGCCGACGAAAACCGUGCCGAAACCCCCGCUGACGAUGUUUCCGACGCCCAAAACGCGAGUCUCAAGGAACAUGUCGCAUCGCCGAAAAAGAAGCGGGCUCAUGACCAACUCGACGUGGAUAAGGAGGACCGAGACGAAGAUGGGGCCAGCGUCGCCUCGACCGAAUCGGCUAGGGAUCGGGCCUCACGAUCGGAGCCGGAGAAGAAGAGGGCUCGCGACAAGGAAGCGGGCGAAUCGUUGCCUAAACCCGCCGCUGCGACCGAGACGCAGUCGGCCACGCAAAAGGACAGCGACAGCCGCGACAAGCCUGUCGAGAACAAGGCCCCCGAGACUUCCGCAACCGCAUUCGCGGCAUCAGGUUUCGGAAAGCUGGCUUCUGGGACGUCGGCCUUUGCGACGUUUGGAUCUGGCAAGCACUCCGCGUUUGCAUCAUCUUCUAAGCCGACUCUGUCGUCCUUUGCCCCAGCUGAGCCAUCGUCAGAGUCGCAACCGGUAGCCGCGACUGCGGUACCAAAGCUCACAUUUGGCAGCAAUGGAGGAUCAUCCCCAUUUGCAGGGCUUUCGUCAUACAACGGCUUUGGCAGCGGCCUCGGCGGGGGUUUCGGCUCAUCCUUGCCUGGAGCGAAGCCACUUACAAGCUUCGCGGCCUCCUCUGGCAAGCCACUUCAGAGUGCCAAGGCUUCGAAGCCGUUCGGGGCGCCGGAUAGUGACAGCGAAGGAGGCAGCGACGAGGAAGAUGAACUGGAUGACGAGGGCCAGACCGAUGCAACACAGCGCGCAUUGUCUCCGGAAAAAGAGACGGACGAUAAGAGGAGGACGAAGCUUCAAAAAGUCGAGGUGGACGACGGAGAAGCGGGCGAGGCAACAGUGGCGUCGGUCCGAGCGAAGAUGUUUAGUCUGGACAAAGAGACCGGCUGGAAAGAACGCGGCGCCGGCAUGCUCAAGAUCAAUGUGCCUCGGAGCUGCGUCGAUUUCGACGACAACGGGACGCCUGUUCCGGGUAGCUUCGACGCUUCUGGCCUCGAGGCAGACGAAGAGGCCGGUGAGGAUGCAGGUGCUCAUAAGGUGGUUCGUCUCCUCAUGCGGCAGGACCAGACGCACCGUGUCAUUUUGAAUACGGCCAUCGUCCCCGCCAUGCAGUUCCAGGAAAAGGCGUCGCUGAAGUCUGUGGGCAUUUUGUUUACUGCGUUCGAGGGCCCGGAGGCCAAACCCGUCAGCGUCACUAUGAAGAUGUCCGCUGCUAAUGCCAAGACCUUCAUGAACGAGAUUGGCAUGGUACAGAAGGAGCUUCGAGGAAACUAGGUAGCGACUCAAACUCGCGAGCGCGCACGCAUUAGCGCGUGUCCCGUGCUCUUUCCCCCUUCACACAUUUUUUCCUUCGCCGUCAGAGAUCGCUCUUCUGCUGGGAGAUAGAGGUCGGGGGCGCGUGGUCAGAGACCAGCGAUCGGGCGUACUUGGCACGGGGAGACGGAUACACAAGGGACGUUGCUUGCAUGUCUGCCAGUCUAGAGAGGGGCGGGUUCUGGCCGGAGUAAAGGUACAAAGGCCUGGUCUGAUUGUAUAUAUACAUACCAAUCUACUAUAUCUUACA